AUGCCACGUCCCAAACGCACACGUCAGGCCGCCGCGAAGUCUGCUGCUGCUGCUGCUGCUGCACCGGCAGCCAACAACGUUGAGGAACCCGAGACUUCUCGAGGACGGACACGCACAUCGACUCGAUCCAUGAGGACACGCAGGAGCAGUGGCGCCGCAGAGGGGCAGGCCGACAACAACAUUGAGAACGAUGCAUCCGAAGCCGCACCUACUCCCGCAGUCGCACCCGACAACAUCAACAACAACAACAGCAGCAGCAGCAGCAGCAGCAGCGAUGCCGUCGAGACAGGCCGUCGGGUCACUACCCCACAGCGGCGCGACACUUCAGGCCUCGACCUAGGCGACGACGACAUGUUUGGUGACCUAGACGAGAGCUUCGACAAGGAGGCGGGCGGUAUCGGCAACCUGAUCCCCUCCUCGGGGGGCAGCAGGCGGUUCGGCGACAACUCGUCCGUGUUCGGGGGCGGCAGCAGCCACACAAAGCCGCGCUCGCGGUCCCGCCAAUCGAGCAUUAUCCGCCCCACGAGCAGGGGGGGCAACACGCCCCUCAUGAGCUCGUCCCUCAACCUCGGCGCCUUCAGACGCCGGGCUCGCGAGCCGAGUAUCCUGGGUACCGCGCGCAAGGCGUUCCCCGACAUCAGCCACGUCACCCACAACACCACAAGUGCUGACCAGGAGCCCCACGAGGCGGAGAGUGACGACGACGACGACGAGUCCGUGCCGGAAGCUGAGUCUACGCCCAUCAAUAACCGACGAGCUACGCGUUCGUCACUUCGCCAGCAGGAGCAGGAGCAGGAGCAGGAGCAGGAGCUGAGUGGUUCGCGUAAGCGCAAGAGUGACGGGAAUGAUGGCGGUAGUAGCCGACCCGACAAGGUGACACGGACAAUACUAGGGGGGCAAGACGAGAAUGCGGACGCGAGCGCGGAUGCGGCGGACAACGGUGAUAGCGAUUCCGAGCUGUCGUCCCUCCCCUCGUCACCGUCAUCCCUCCCCCGCUUCACCAUGGCCGAGAGGCCCGUCACGCCUAGCAAUGACAGCCAUCAGGACUUCGCCGCUCCCCCCGCUAGCAGCGACGUCGACGGCGACGACAUGGACUGGUGGCCCGACAUCCACGGGCUAGCCAGGAAGCGCCGACGCCCGUCCGUCGCGGAGCCCCUCGCCGGCCCCUCGGGCAAUGCUGCCGACGACGACGGUGGCGACGUGGCCUCGAACGUGUCGUCACCUCCGUCCCUGACGCACUCGCCUAACCUGCACGCCAGAGGGGGCGGCCGCAUCGGUGGCGCCUCAAAAUCGCACGCGCGCGCCCGUCGUGUCCCGUCGCCUCCGCCCCUGACGACAGCCGAUCUGGCCAACUUGCUGCCUAAGCGUCGACACAUCAGGGAGCGCCACCACCACGCCCAGGAUGAUCAAGCAGAGUACGACACUGCAGGUAUAGCCCACGACCAGGACGAAUUGUCGUUUGUCGGUGCCGAUACGCGCCGUCGUGCAACCACCAGGCAUAAUACUGCUGCUGCUACCGCCGCUGCCGCUGCCGCUGCCGGCAAGAAGAAAGAGAAGCAGGCUGGGGGUCGCCCCGGAACACGCAGCUCCUCGCGUCACACACAAACGUACUCGCGUCGGUCGUCUGACAAGGAAAACGAUGAUGACGAUGACGACCAAGAGGGUGAGGAGAGCAUGUUCCAGCCGCUUGCUGAUGAGACAUUUGACGGCGACACGGCCAGCGACGAGGCGAGGAGGAAUGCCCUCUUGUCGGAUGAGGAGCUGAAGACUGCAGCUAUCAAGUUCAAAGAAGUAGAUCGGUGGGAGCUGUCGUUUGAAGAGGCGUCUGAGGCGGAGGAGGUACUUGGUGCUGAGGCUCGAUAG
Molecule: messenger RNA, 1863 nt
Organism: Geosmithia morbida
Lineage: Eukaryota; Fungi; Ascomycota; Sordariomycetes; Hypocreales; Bionectriaceae
Product: DEAD/DEAH box helicase
Exons: 1
Coding region: 1-1863 (620 amino acids)
Source: RefSeq, a predicted model, not a curated record